Caenorhabditis briggsae is the source of this 381-nucleotide messenger RNA. It is a transcript of the gene Cbr-mrps-33, whose product is annotated as Protein CBR-MRPS-33. The record is from RefSeq and is a predicted model, not a curated record. Gene Ontology annotation, cellular component: mitochondrion. The transcript is spliced from 2 exons. Bases 1 to 381 code for a protein of 126 amino acids. NCBI's taxonomy places the organism in Eukaryota, Metazoa, Nematoda, Chromadorea, Rhabditida, Rhabditidae.
AUGGCCUCUCGCCUGGCAGCAUCUCGAAUCGUUCACGCCGGCCGUGGAUUAUCGCAACCGACGGCGUUCGGAAAACGAAUGGAUCGAUUAUCGAAUCGAGUUUGGGGAGAAGUGGUCAUGCCAACUGACACCAAGAGUUUGAAGGUGGUGCGUGUGAUGUCAGCCGAGCCAUACGAGACAAAAGAGCAACUAUCGCCGGAGUACUAUCCGAAUCUUCCCAUGUUUCACUAUUUGACGAAAAUGCUCCGCUUCCACGGACUCUUUUUCGAUGAUCAUGUCGUUUUUCGAAAUGUUCAGGACAAUUUGAAAACGAUUCGCGGAAAAGUGGUCCGUCCGCCGAUUGGACAGGGAAAACGCGCUCAAUUGAGAGGGAAGAAAUAA